AUGGAUCCUGAACAAAGAGAAAGUAACAACGUUUCAACAGAUGAAACUGCAAAUUCGGAUGAAUCGUCUAUACCAAGUUUAUCUAGUUCCCCAUCAGAUGUCUCUAAUAUUUCUAGUAAUUUUGAAGGAUAUCCAUCUUCUAUAGAAUCACAAAUUCAUUCAGGAAGUGAUAUAUCUCAAAAUUUUCAUCAAAUAACUACUGGAAACGAUUCUAGUGAAAAUUUACAAUUACCUCCUGAAUUAUCUAUAGAAAAUUUAGCUUUUCAAGCACUUGUAUUAUGUUUUACUAUGAUAAGUGGAAGAAUUUCUAAUAGGAUAAUAUUAAGAAGAAGAAGACCACAUGUGGAUCCAGUUGAACUAGGAUCAGAUGGGGAAGAAGAAAUAGAAGAAGUUGAAAGCCAGCAAGAAGAAUUAGAUGCACACACAAAUGUUGAAGAAGAAGUUUUAAAUGGAACAAAUAUUGAUGACAUUGGUGAUACGAGCAUAUAUGAAGAAGUCUAUGUAUUAGCAGAAGAAGAUCGGGGUGAAUUACGAACAGACGAUUGUGUAAUUCUGUAA
Molecule: messenger RNA, 558 nt
Organism: Plasmodium gallinaceum
Lineage: Eukaryota; Apicomplexa; Aconoidasida; Haemosporida; Plasmodiidae
Exons: 2
Coding region: 1-558 (185 amino acids)
Source: RefSeq, a predicted model, not a curated record